Amblyraja radiata (thorny skate) is the source of this 2247-nucleotide messenger RNA. It is a transcript of the gene tmem231, whose product is annotated as transmembrane protein 231. Gene Ontology annotation, cellular component: ciliary membrane; ciliary transition zone. The transcript has 7 exons. The coding region runs from base 75 to 1004 and encodes 309 amino acids. NCBI's taxonomy places the organism in Eukaryota, Metazoa, Chordata, Chondrichthyes, Rajiformes, Rajidae. The record is from RefSeq and is a predicted model, not a curated record. Gene Ontology annotation, biological process: cilium assembly; regulation of protein localization.
UUGCCCCGGGAAACUAUGGCAACCCGCGCGCGCCAAUCCGAAUCGACAACUGACUGAAAGAAGCUCGUUUAAAGAUGGCCAUUUAUGAAGUCUUUACGCAUCCCUCGCUAAUUCGGUACAGGACAAGCAUUUUCACAAAAGCGACGCUCUUUCUGCUGAUAGUUUUGGCGCUCACGUACAUCUCUCCACUUUUGGUUGCCUAUAGGAGUCACGGAUUUUGGUUAAAAGUAAACACCUAUGAAGAGCAGCCAAAUGUCCGAUUCCAGUACCAAGUUUUAAUGAUAACUGCAACCAGCACAAGUGGUGACUUUGUGGCAUGGAGUACAUAUGAAAAUUUUAAUAAUCUACAAGGGGACCAUCUUCGAGUUCCAUUAGUGACAGCAAUGGAGGAAGACAAAAAUCAUGAUGGGAAAAUGGAUCUUCUGAAUUUUCGUCUAGAGCUUCCACUUCAACCAUCUGAGCAUGUAUAUAGUGUGCAAUUUCUUCUGACUUUUUCAUAUCAGCUUUUUAGGAUGUCGACAUUCAUUAUGCAGAGUAUGGCAUAUGUCCACUUCUCAUCUCCCAUUUCUGGAUCUCAGCUUACUGUGAUUGGUGACCUAAAGUUACAUCAGCAAGAGCCGCUUAAACACAGAGGACUUGAUACACGCUACAAUAUUUCAGUGGUUAACGAUGACAGCCCAUUUGCAAGUUCCUAUGACCUGGCCGAUAUCACUGCAUCAUAUCAAGAAAGAAAUGUAACAACCGUUAUUGCCAAUCAAUAUACGGUUUGGACACCAAUCCGAGCUGCCAAUGCCCCAUUUAUUAUUAAGGCAGUCAUCAAAUAUCCCAUGGAAAUCAUCACUUAUCGACCUGGUUUCUGGGAAAUGAUAAAGACUGCUUGGAUCCAAUAUGUCAGCAUUCUUCUUAUCUUCUUGUGGGUCUUUGAAAAGAUCAAGAUAUUUGUCUUUGAAAAUCAUGUAUUAACUGCAACAAUGGUACAACCAUAUAAGCAGCACCUGUCUUAACCCAUUUUUAAAAAAAAGGACAGCUCCAAAUAUUACAAAGAAACAAUAGCAAUCAAUAAUCAACGUCUUGCAUCACCAUUUGAUUCUUAAGAUUGAUGUCCUGUUAUCUGUUGACUUAAGUGUCGACUUUACUUUGUUCUACCUGUAUGAACUAAAGGGUAAUUACAUCAAUAGGAAAGGUACUGCGUCAAUCAUCAAACAUGUUCCCUCAACAAACAUAUUGGUGAUAAUGUUCCGCAUGAGGCUUCAUCUUCCUUAUUUUAUAAACAUGUUCUUUUAUAAAGUAUUUCUCCAAUUUCUCUUUAUUGCAUCAAUGCUUGAAAUUUAUUUGUAUCCUACACGGAACGAGAAUGGUGAAGAACACUAACAAAUAAUUUGAUUUGCACUGUUGUGGUUCCAGUUAGUUCCCACAAUAAUGCUCCACAAUUAUGAUUUCCUCUUGGUGUCUAAAUGAAAUUGCACGCCAUUCUUGGGUUAUGGCAGAGUUCUGUACUUUGAACAGUUGAAAGAUCAGAAAUGUGGCCGGAAGCAGAGUUCCCUCAUGGCAGAAAAUUCUUGCAGAGGUGGGUUGUCCCAUAGGAAUAUAUAAUGUGGGGAAGCCUUUCUAAUCUUGUUUUGUAUUUCUUAAUAGAAAAGUUGACAUUUACAAAUUUAACCUGAGCUUAUCUCAAGCUAAUGAUAUUCUUUUGAAAGAUGUUAAUGCAGACGAGGCUUUAAUUGUUAUUGACUUAAAAAAAAAAAAACUGUUGCUGAUCCAGACAGUAUGUCUCAAGAAAAGAUUCACUAAUUAGAAUGUAUUCAUUCAUUCUGGAUUUGAUGUGGCAUUAUUCUAACAAGUGUCAAGAAUUGUCACCGGCAGCCCUACAACAGACAUCAAAUCCAUCCCGCUGGUUUCCCAAACGAUCCUUUGUAUGUAUUGGCUGGGCAUAAGCCUGGCGCUCAUUAACUGGGCACAAGCUGUAGUGGGCAUACUACUUAAAGUUAAGGCUGACACUCUUAGGAUAAUGUGCUGCCUUUCAAAUGUAAGGCCAAGCAUCAAAGAUUCCUUGGUGCUAUUUUGGGGAAAGAAGCGACCAACAUUAAUCUGUCAAUUAACAAAUCGAGAGAACCAGUGAUCACAUUGCUGCACAAACAUCUUGUGUACAAUACAAUACAAUACAAUACAAUACAAUACAAUAAUACUUUAUUAGCCAAGUAUGUUUUGCAACAUACGAGGAACUUUAUUUUCCAAGUCAGUCAUCCA